AUGGAGUGGCCUAGAGUGUCACCACUCAUCAACUCCAACCGGCCUCGCCGUGUCUCCAUCUCUCACCACCAACGAAACACAUCGCACCCGACCCGAGGAAGGGUUGGAAGCAGAGAAAAAUUCUUUGUCUUGCGUGUCGUAUCAGAUCCCCUACAAGCGCACGAUCUCGUUGUCGCCCCGGCAGAGUUAGACCCAGAUUCAGCCAAUUCCGCAGCCUCCGCUCCCCUCCCUUCUCGGCGCGUUCCAGAAGACUUUUUUCGAAGCCCCAAAGCAAAGCUUUUAGUGGAACUAUCGAUUUUCCUCACAGUACUGUCUCUCUCUCCGUCUCCAGUUUUGCAGCCAGACCAUCCAUGUCAGGAAGCCUCUGCCGCUACAACGGCCUGGAACUUGCUUGACACAGGCAUCUCGCACCCAAGCUGGCGACAUGAGUCGGGACCCUGGCUACGGGCAUCAGAAGAGGGUACCGUUUGGACGCCGUCGUCGCUUCGAGAGUCAUAUCGCACCGCAUCACAUUGCUGGCAUACAGGCUAG
Fusarium odoratissimum NRRL 54006 is the source of this 531-nucleotide messenger RNA. RefSeq lists its product as uncharacterized. The record is from RefSeq and is a predicted model, not a curated record. NCBI's taxonomy places the organism in Eukaryota, Fungi, Ascomycota, Sordariomycetes, Hypocreales, Nectriaceae. The transcript has a single exon. Bases 1 to 531 code for a protein of 176 amino acids.